GGGAUUGUCGCACAUGUCGAACUUCCUGUUAAUGUCGGUCAUUUCAGAUUCUAUUAGAUUACACACUUAUUAGUUUCAUUGGACACCAAAAUAUUGGGAAAAUACCACAUUUAAUUCAAAUUAGGGUUUUAAUUUAUUAAAUAAUCCAUUGUUAACAUUGGAAAUACCACUGACACAACCAUUAAUGCCAUCAGCGGUAAGCAAUGUGUUAUCGACUAGAUGGCUCAGCUGUGCUCCGAUUCGCUUACUGGCCUAAACUAAACUUAUUAAUAAAUACUCUGGCUAAGGUGACAGUAGCUACUCUACUCCUAAAAUAUGAAUUUAGCCUAGUCCUCUAGUUUUUAUUACUUCGUAAGGUUGAUCUAGUCAUUUGUUAAACUAUAAUGUCUAAAUGAAUCAUCAUUAAGUGAAUAUGCUGCAAAUCAAUGUAGCAAUGUUACUCAAUGAACUCAAUGUAACUUUGCUCAAUGAGUCUCAAUGACUAAUAAUUAUCUUAAUCAUCUAACUUUACUAAGAAGUAAAGUUACAAAGUUAGUUACCGUACUACACCCAGAGGUACUGAAUUAUAAAAAUAAAAGCCUGAGCAGGGCUUAGUUUAGUAAUGCCAGGGGUGUUAAAGAAAGAGUUGGGGCUGUUUGGUUGACAAUUUAAAUUAGUGGUGUGUACCGUUACACUGAAAUUCAUGAAGACCUUAUUUAUAAGUCAAAGCCAAAGCCUAGUCAAUAGUCAGUCCAUACUAUUUAGGCUAUGAUGCUACUACUAACACCUACUUUGUAUUACAUUUAGAAUGACAAUACAUGUUAGUACUGUUAAUCUUUAGUCUGAGUAGGCCUGAUGAUUAGCAGAUUACUGAAACUAGGCAUAGGCACAUAGGCCUUUAAGUAAACCAGUUUUAAUAUCACAAAAAUAUGCUUAUAAUAUUAUUAACCCUCUUGAAAUGACUGGGCCGAGUCAGUGGUGAAAAAGAGGAAUGGCUGAUCCAUCUGCCCAAUAAUACAAGCCUAGAUGCUAAGAUACAAAUGGACCUACAAUCUAAACUGCUUGCCUAGUAGAAUAGCAUUUAGUCAAAAUGGACCCGGACACGCAUCGACGCUAUUCGGUACCGGGUCCCUUUAGACUAAAUGCUAUUCGGAUGUCAUUUGUGGUAGUUUAUUUUAGUUAAACUGAAGAAUUAAGUUUACAAACAUAUAGUCCAUUCAAUUAUCUUUUAUUUCAUACCAAAUUGGUAUUGUACAAAUAGUACAAUAAUAUUUUUAAUAUCUUUUAAUAAACCCAACCUCUCACUUCUAAUACCGGGUCUGAAUAGCCGAAACCUAAAAUAAUAUUCCUACACCAUGCAUAGCUCUUUAUUUAUUAAAAUAAUAGUCGCCUCCUCCUAAAGAAAAAAAUUCAACCUUUUUAACUUGAGUUCAGACGCAUGAAAGCUUACUGCAUGACAGCCCUUUUUUUACUGUACACUUUUAUUAUAAAACAUGGGGGGGGGGACGCGGUUGUGAAAAGGAAGCAGGAGGCACCAAUAACAAAUAUAAAAAUGAGAUUUUAUGUUUGUAAAGUAAUUACUUUAAUUUUUAUAAUUUUUUUUUCAAAUUAGUUGCAGGGCUUGUGAAAAGGGCUCCAUCUCAAGAGGGGAUAACGAUUAAUUCAGAAGUGUAUGAGAAAGAAUUACAUUUGAUAAUUAUAGUCAUGUGGAUUUUAGGCUUGCAUUUUUUUUCUUCCAAUUCCAUAGUCUCCUAUGACCUUUAGACUUUAAUAGGUCAAGACAGAUAAUGGCCCGGUUAAAACAUUAAGUCCAACCCACAAAACCAGCUGGCAAACUAUGCAAAAUGUACAAACUGUGAACAAUUAUCUUUGAAAGGCUAUAUAAAUUAAGAAUGGCAGUAGACCUGUACAAUUUUAAUUCUUUUCACAAUUGUACACCAAGACCUGUCAUAACUACAAUUUUAAGAAACCGUGUUAAAAAUAUAUACAUAUAUACAGUUGUUUUUCUGAUUAAAAAAAUAAUUAAAAAAUACAUUUUGGUUGUUAGCUUUAACCUGCUUUCUAUAUCCAACAGUGAAUGGAUCGAGAAAUACUAUUGGUUGGGAACCAAAUAUUAUAUUUGCCCUGAGAGGGGAUGGUGGUGAUGUUGAUUUAGUAGAUUUUGUGUAUAGGUUUGGUGGGGGGGGGGGGGUCUAAAUAUUCAAGUCUAUAAAAUUAACACCACCACAUUUUUUUAAUUAUAGUGAUGAAGGUCAUAUUUUUUCUUUUUGUGUUUUCAUAAUUAACUCACUAGACACUGCAACAGUAAUAUUAAUAUUAGCAUAAUUGCCUUAGUGGAAAUUUUAGUCAAUCCUCUCUUUUGUUUUCUUCGGUGCUGUAUGAGGUAAUUUUGUGACAUAAUUAUUUAGUUCGGUCUGCACGUUUACUCAAUAUAAAUUAAUAUCUGUAGCAAAUACAUGUCUGCAAAAUAAAGUGUUAAAGUAGAAGAUUUCUCAUUAGCACAGCAUUUGUAAAGGGGUAUUAUUUGUUUUUGUCUUGGGUCUUCUUGUACCUGUACAGAAAAAAAUAGGAUCUACUUAACAUUUUAUUUUCCUGUUUACGCUGAUGUGUUUUUAAUUAAUGCUUAAAGAAGCUCAUAAGGUGAUAUGUUAAACAUUUAGUAAUUAUAGCUAGAUGCUUAAAUUAAAAGAAAAGGGAAAUCAUUUUAAUUUUGUUCAUUGUCAUGUCACUGAUAUAUGAAUAAUCUAAUUUUUUAGGAAGUUUGUCUAUUCUUUGUGAUCAAAAGAGGUAAUUUCUUUGAAAUGAUGAGAAUAAAAUAUCUCAAUGAUCAAUGACUCCAUGAAAAAUUGUCAGAUACUUGAGGUUUACUUUUUAAAAAUUUACAUAGGACUAAGUAAACAAUUUAUUUAUUAACAUUUUAACAAUUAAUUUAAAUUCCUGUAAAUUGGGGUUUUAGAAAAACAUUAUAUUAAUUUUUUAUUUAUAGAUGUCUGAAGCACCAGGCCCAGCCAACCACAGAUUGAAAUCUUACAAAAAUAAAGCUUUAGAUUCUCAGGAGCUAAGAAGGCGACGAGAAGAAGAAGGAAUCCAGCUGAGAAAACAAAAACGAGAUGAACAGGUAGAGUAAUAUCUGCACUAAUACUUAAUCUCAAAUUAUAUUAUUCAUUGAAAUUAGGCUCUAUGUUACCAUUAACUGUUAGCAAUUUCAAAUUGGGAACCUCUCACCUACUCUGUUAACUUGUGCUGUAUUGUUAGGCUGUAUGAUUUCAUCAUUUGAGAUUUUAAUUUUUAAAUGCUACUGUUACAAUAACAUUUAAAAAUCAUAAAUUCUUAUUUUCAAAAGAGGAAUAUUGCUGCUUGUUGCAUAAGUGGACAAUGUUGCAUCAGUUAAUUGGAUGCAGAAUUGCAAAUUAUUGACCCUUUGUUCCUUAACAAUUUAAUGCUAGCAUUAGCAAAUAAAGUGAUACUACUCAAGAUAAUUUGAUGUUUCGUUGUCAGUUUACAAGCCUGUACAUUUUCAAAUCUAAAAAUAUUUGAAACUUUAUUUAUUUUUAAACUCAAUAUUUGCUGGGGGAUUGGUUUAGAUCAUUUUUGAUAAACCUUAGAAAUAAUUGCAUGAAAAUAUUUUCAUUAUAGUAUUUCACAAUCUCUGCAAAACAGAUUGGUUUCAAAAAGUUCUGAGACUUUUAAAUUGAAAAUUUCAGGCUAGCCUUAUUUAUAUUUGACGAUAGUCAAAAUACCCCAGGGAAUAUUUACUACAUCCCCAGCUCUUACUUGCCUCAAAAGCACAACUGUAAUUCCUUUUCUUGAAGGCUGUUCAAAUACCUGCUGCUGAAAUUCUCAGGACUAUUAGUAAAAAAAGGUUAUGUUUUAAAUUUUGUUUUUACCCCCCAGAUCUUUAAAAGAAGAAAUGUUGCAGUACCUGAAAAUGAUGAAAUUGGCUCAACAACAGAUUUACAAGAUUCCAUGGUCACACCAACUGUAAGAAUUUUAUUUUAUUUUAUUCUUACUUUUUAUCUUAUAAAACUAGUAAAUUGAAUAAGUCUGUUUUGAAAUGUGUCCUUAAAUAUUUUAAAGCUUCUUUGUAUAGUCUGAUUAAUUACACAAUGAUUUUUAUUAUUUCAGGGAGGAAUAAGCCCUGAAAUGGUACAAGCUUUGUAUAGUGAUGAGCUUGAAGAACAAGAAAUGGCAACACAAAAAUUUAGAAAGCUUUUAUCAAGGGGUAAAAUAUAUUUGUUAAUAGAUGUGAAUUUAGGUUUGUUACUACAUUUCUUCAUAAGAGGGGGAGGGGGGUGAAAAGGAAUAGGGAUGCUGAUUUUACCAUCAGAUUUGAAAAGAUAAAUGAGGCAUGCUCACCAGUUAUUUUAAUAUAUACUGAAUUUAACUUCUAAGAAGGUUUUUUAACUCUAAUUGUAACAUUAUAUUUUCAACUUAGUUUUUAAAAAUAUCACCCUCUUAGUAGCAUUCUGCAUUUUAUUGCUUGUAUUAUCGGUACAGUUUAGACAAUGUGUCAUGUUCAAAAACUUAUUUACAAAUAAGAAUUAACAGAAAUAUUUGUGUCUGAAAAAUUUGUUUGUAAUUUUGAUGUCGGAUUCAGGAUACAAGAUUGAUGUUUUCUUUUUUUCAGAACCUAAUCCUCCCAUAGAUGAAGUCAUACAAACUGGUAUCAUACCUAGAUUUGUAGAGUUUUUGCAGCGAGACAACAGUUGGUCUUUACAGGUGUGUAAACUCACAGUAAAAAUUCAUAAGCAAGUUUAUCCAUUAGUCUUACACUUGUUGAACUUUGAUAUAUUUUUAAUAUAUAUAUUCUAGGCAAUGUUGUUCCCCUUUUAUAGAAUUCAGAAGUAAGGGUAUAAUAUUUAAUGAUUCAUAGUAAGUAAGGUUUAGUAUUUAAAAUGUUUAUAAUAAUUUGAUUGCAUCAACAGUUUGAAGCUGCUUGGGCUUUGACAAAUAUUGCUUCUGGUACAUCAAUUCAGACUAGAAUGGUCAUCAGUGCUGGAGCAGUACCUAUUUUUAUUCGUUUACUCAAUUCUGAAAUAGAAGAUGUGCAAGAGCAGGUAGCGUAACUAUAAUCACUCUUUAAGCGUAUUAUGCUUUAGUUCCUGUUUUAAAUAAUCUGCUUAAACAUUUGACCCCAAAUUUGUAUUUCUUUAAAAAUUUAUUUUUAAUGCUUUUUUUUUCUGCAAUAAUUUUGUUGGCUAUUUUUAGAGGAGGUUAGUACAGAGGUUAAAAUGAGAUCUUCAUUAGUGUUGACCAUGUUUAUUUCAUAAUCAUGUUUAAAGGUCCAUUUGGUGUGCUAUAAAGCUGUUAAAUUUUGUACCUUAACAAAAUUACAGUAGUUCAUGUUAUAAUGGGAGCAACAAAUUCUGAAAUAAUUUUCUUUAGAGUUUUAAAAUAUGGUAAUUGUUUCAAUUAAAUGCCGUUCAAUUGGAUAACUGUUUAAGUUAUAUUUAGAAUCUUAAAAAACCUUUAAACAUAACAAAAAAUUUAAAAAAAAAUUAAGUUGCUUGUAAAAUAUGCAAUAAGGAAUCGUAAAAGGAUACUUUUAGUUUUGGUGAAUUCUGACAUAACUUUCCGAAAAAUAAUUUCAGUUCGCAUUCUGUAUAAAUGAAAAAAUGUCAUUAAAUGUGCUUAAUUUAACUAUACAUGGUUUUGGUUCUUAAAGUUUUUAAACUGUAAAACAAUAGCAUUUAUAAAUUAUAUUAAGCAUAAUAAGAAUAGUAAAAAAAUAAUAGAUUUUGGAAUUGUAACUGACGUAACAUGAAAAAGGCAUAAUAUUUUAGUUAGCUUCUUUUUUUUUCUGAUUUCCUCAGAAAUCUGCUUAAAUUGAAAUAUAUUUUUUCAAGCUAAUUUUCUCAGUAAAGCACUUACCGGUAUUUAGAAAGUACAUUUUAAAAAAAUACAUUAAAAAUGAUGUAACAACAUAACAUGACUUUGUAACUAAUGAAAUGAAACUAAUGAAAAUAAAAUGCCAUUAUGUCAACUCUUUUACAGAAUUACAAAUACUUCAUUGUAUCAGUUAUAACGUUCUUAAAUAACCAUAAAUAACAUUGUUUUAAUGCUUGUCUAUCAUUUGACAUCGACCAUGAUGUUAACGAAAUAAAAAUGAACAAAAUUUCUGUUUAAAAUGUGCAGACGACAUGUUUUUAAUUUACGAUGGCCACCAGGUCAUGUGCCAAACAAAAUUAAAAUCCUAAAAAUGACUCCAUACCAAGACGCAUGAAAUAAAUUUAUAUAGCACCAAAUUUAAUGCAGUUUCAUUGUUGGAUGUUGUGUCCACUAUUAAAUGGAAUUCACCAAUUGGUAGAUUUAAAAAAGAAAAUCAUCAGAUACUGGGUAUAAUAUAAACAUAUUGCAUAAUGAAGUGAUUACCUAAAUGAUACAACGACGCUAUGUGUCCAUACACUUCCUCUAGUGUUAGAAAUAGCUGCACAUAAUUCAUGCGUUUGGUAAUAAGUAAUUUUUUUAAUAAUGUAUUUACUUGAUAAUCCAUAAAUUGUGAUAUCCUAGGCUGUAUGGGCUUUGGGUAACAUAGCUGGAGACAGCCCAGAAUGCAGAGACUAUGUACUGAAUGAGGGCAUCUUGGUGCCUCUAUUACAGUAAGUUAUUUUCUUGAUAUUAUUUUGAUACAAAAUGUUUGCCAUUUACUUAAGAUAGUGAAAUUAAAUAGAAUAUAAAGCAGUGUUUCCCAAACUGAAGCACUUGGUGGAAUACCAGGGUGUGUGAGGAAAAGAGAUUAUAAGAACAGGCAAGUUAUGUAAAGUUAAGAUAUAAAUGUUCAUGUUUUAAAAAAAAAAAACUUUUUCAUUAUUAUCUUCUUGUAUGUAAUAAGUUGCAAGUUCAUCCUCUUAUUUCUACAGCUUUCUUUGAAAUUCAAUAGAUCAAUUAUCAGUUAAUUAUUUUCAAGUUUAGAAUUGUUACUUUUGUAGGUGUACGAGGCUAUUCAAAUAAAUUUGUAGGGAGUUUGGAGCAUAGAAAAAGUUUGAGAACACUGGUAUAUAAUAUAAAUUAAUUCAUGAAUUUGUAAUAUAAUUGAUUUUGUGGCCAUCACUUGAGUCUCAUUUUUCAGUCUUCUUAGCAAAUGUGCAAGUUUAUCUAUGACAAGAAAUGCUGUCUGGUGUCUGUCUAACUUGUGCAGAGGAAAAAAUCCACCUCCAGAUUUUAACAAGGUGAUUAAGGAUCAUGAACAGUUGAAGCUUAACAUAAUAAUAAGUAGAUCCAAACUAUCUUCUUAAAAAUAGCCUAGCUUUAAUUCAUAGAGGUGUACAUAAUUAAUUGAGACUAUAAUGUUACAAAAUCUGCUCAGUUGUAUUAACUAAUAAAAUUUAUUUUAAGCUUUCAAAUUUUUUUUAGUUCCUUAGAAAAGUAAAAUUAGUCAUGCCAUUAAUCAACUAAAUAGAUGUUGUAAAAUUUACUGUAUCCGAGUGGUGGCGUUGCUGACAGGUUAUAUAUAUUAACAAGGAAAUGCAGGUCUAGAGAACUAUAGCUUUAUUGAAAAACGUGUGGUACGAUCAUUUUGAACAGACAGUCCAAUAUCAGACACAUACAGCUGACUUCAAGUAUCCAUUCACACACACCAAGUAUCAGUUCACUCACCUCUCAUGAGAUAAAAAUCACUUGCCUUAUAUAUCACACACCGAGAUCUCAUGACAUCAGCGUCAUGAGUUGUUCAUUGGUCACCCAUGGGGAGAACAUGCCUGGGGUAAACAACAGUAACAUAGGAGCGUGUUCCUUGUACAUUAUAGUAACUUUAUUGUUUCCCAAUAAAUAAAACAUGACUGUAAAUUGCAUAUUUUGUCCAUUUGACCAGGUGUGCCCAGCCUUACCGGUUCUUGCACGUCUCUUGUAUCACUCCGAUAAGGACGUCUUGGCUGAUGCUUGCUGGGCUCUUUCAUACUUAUCAGAUGGUCCCAAUGAAAAAAUACAGUCUGUAAUAGAUUCAGGUGUCUGCAGAAGACUAGUUGAACUGCUUAUGUAAGUUGGUUUAUGUUUCUAAAUGUUGAAGAAAACAUAUAGGUUUAUUUUACUUGUCUGCACGCAUGCCUAAGUAACACCUGUCUGUCUUUUUUACCUAUUAACUUGGAUAUUGUAAAGUGCUAUGGUGUUUGAAAUGAACAUGAUGUGUACCUAUCCAAGCCGCUCUAAAGUAUUCUCCCUCGAUGCAGGUACAAUCACCAAAGUGUUGUAGCAGCUGCACUUCGGGUGGUGGGAAACAUAGUUACAGGAGAUGACUGCCAAACACAGGUGAGUGUGUGCAAUUAUAAUGAUAGGUAUGAGCAAAGCAGUAUUGUUUAACUGGGGUGUGGUGGAUUUCAUUUGGGUUGGUUGACAUAUGGUAUGAAUUAAAACACACAAAGGAAAUAGAGAAGAAGAAAAAAAAUCCAUUAACUUAUAAAUAACCACAUUUUGAUGAUGUUAGGCUACAUGCAACAUGUUUUACAAGUUUAAAAUGGAUAGCAUUUGUAUCAAAGUGCCAUUAUCAGCAGCUCUGAUUAAUUAUUAUUUACAAUAAAUUCAUUAUAAUAUUUGUGACAUGAAGCAAAAUCUGUCUACAAAAUAACUUCAUAAAAAUGCCUUUGAAUGAAGAUUGUAGGGUGUAUACCAACAUUGUAGUGUGUGAAAAAGUCCUGAUAUUAAAUAUAUGAGGUGUUUGUUAGAUUGUUGAAAGAUCAACUCUUGAAAGCCUGAAUGAUCCAUGCGAGAACAAUGUAACGUAAUACUGAUUCAUGAGAAGCUAAACCCCCAUUUUUCAGCAGGGCAGGUGAGGAUUCUUGGAUACAGGGCAGUUUGAAUAGUUAUCUCUUUAUAUGAAUACAGCCCGGCCUAGGUUUGUUACACAAUCUUCAGUUACCAAGUUCUGUUUAACCGUUCAGAGUUGCUGCAGUUGAAGAGAAAACAACUGCUUAUGGAUGCCUUGCUCGCUUUUUGUUCUCAAAUUACAUUGUUUUAUGAUUCCAUCUUCUGGGGCCUUUUUUUCCUUAGCUUCAAAUUUAAGGUCCAGAGUAGACUGAAUUUGGUUUACUCCAACUUGUAUUUUGUUGCAACGAAAUAAUUGUUUUUCCUUUUUUUGCAGGCCAUUGUAUUUUGUUUGUGACUUAACAGCUAUGCCUUGCUGACUCUAUAAUUCUUUGAUGAUAUUUGAUGUAUCAUUUAGUUAUUAUUUUUUUUUCCCUUUUGUAGUUAUUCUUUUUCUUGUACUGGCUUGUCCUAUAGUGUUUGUGGUUUAUUGAAUUUUUUUUGGGGUUUCUUUUGUACUAAACCCAGUCAACUAUUUCAGUGAAUGCUUUAAAAGAUGGUCUUUUUAGAACCUUCCUUGUUGUUCUAUUAUAAAAUGUUCAGGAAGUUUGGAAUUCAUUCAUCCUUGUCACUUUGUCGGUUCUUAAAAUUUUUCAUUUCUUUCCGGCAGGACAUGACAAAAAAAAUUACAAUUCAAAUAAUCGUUUGAUAGAUUGCCUUCAGUUAACCAUAAUUUGUCAUGUUCUGCUGACCCCUAUGUGGUUUCUAUAUGAAUGUAUCAUUCAGUUUAUUAUUAUUAUUUUUUUGCAAUUCAGGUGAUUAUUAACUGUUCAUCCCUGCCUUGUUUGCUGCAUCUGCUGGCCAGUUCUAAGGAGUCCAUUCGCAAGGAAGCUUGCUGGACUAUUUCAAAUAUCACUGCCGGUAACAGGCAGCAAAUUCAGGUGAGACCUUGUGUAUACUGCUAGAAAACCUUUGUACACUCUCUGCUGCGGUAUAUUGGUUAGACAACUGACAUUACUCCUUUAUUUAAAUAAAUAAAAAAAAAAAAUAUUGCCAUAAAUUUUAGUCUUUAGGUAACGCAGUAUAAAAUGCCCUUUGCUAAAAAAUUAGAGUUCUUAAUGAUAGAUUGAGAUAACAAGAGGCAUGAAUUUCUUUAUCAUUUCAGAAUGUGAUAGACUGUAAUAUAUUUCCUGUCCUUAUUGAUAUUUUGGGAAAAGCUGAAUUCAAAACAAGGAAAGAAGCUGCAUGGGCAAUAGCCAAUGCCACCUCAGGGGGCUCUCCAGAGCAGAUUAGGUAAGCCAGGACACAAACCCAUACUUGUCAGAUGCCACUUUAUUACUCUCACUAAGAACUGAAAUAUUUUUUUUAUAUAUAUACAUACAUUUCUUUUUUUAUAAAUAUUGUAACACAAAUUAAUUUUAUUAUUUUAAUUACAGUUAUUUGAUUUCUUUCACAACAGAGUAAGACCUGACUGUUAUUAAUAUUAAUUUAGUUUUUUAAAAACUAAUGACAUACUGGUAAUUACAAUCACUGCAUAAAAAAAUAUCUAGUUUUUGUUAAAAUAUUUUAUAAUUUUUAAUUUUAAUAUUUCCUCUUUGCUAUGCCCAUGUUAAAGUAAUGUUUAUUAGCCUAGUUCCUGAUUUCAAAGGGAAAAUAAUCUCCCAAGAAAAUAUUUGUACCGUGUGCAUAGUUAAGAUAAAUUAAAUUGUUUAAUUAAUCUCUCUUUAAAAGAAUUGAAUUGAUAUUAAAUUAUUUCUUUUUUAACCCAGAGCAUUGUUAAUGCCAAUCUGUCCAGAGUAGAAUAUUUCUUUUCUGUAAAUUUGUAUUUUAUUCUUUUGUUUCUUUGUAGAUUCCUUGUGGAUCAGAACUGUAUCCCACCCCUCUGUGAUUUACUGACCGUGAUGGACAGUAAAAUAGUUCAGGUAGCUCUUAACGGCCUGGAGAAUAUUCUCAGGCUUGGAGAAUCUGAUGCCAAGCAGGGAAAUGGUGUCAACCCAUUUGCAGUAAUGAUUGAAGAAUGUUAUGGUUAGUUUCACUUACAAAGCUCAUUUUUAAUUCUUUUUAGAAAUAUGCAUAUUAUAACAUUUCUUUAUUAUAUUAAUUUUUUUGGGUGGUGCUGGGUUGGGGGGGGGGUGUCUUACAAUUGAAUAUUUUGGUGUUCCUCUAAAAAUGUAUUAAACAUUUCAAGAAGUAUGAAAAUUAAGAUUUUUUUUUCAUCCCUUAAGUCUAUAUUAUUAUAUUAAUUUUUUUGGGUGGUGGUGGGUUGGGGGGGGGGGGGUGUCUUACAAUUGAAUAUUUUGGUGUUCCUCUAAAAAUGUAUUAAACAUUUCAAGAAGUAUGAAAAUUAAGAUUUUUUUUUUCAUCCCUUAAGUCUAUGAGUCUUGUUAUGUAAUUUUGAGUUCCUUUGCUGUUCCAUGUGAUUUUUUGGAAGAUUAUUAAACUAGCACUCAUUAAUAUUUUGAGGUACAAUAAACAAUUUGAUAAUUAUAAAUAAAAACGAUUAAUAAUUUUAUAAAUACAAUUUAUAAUCGUUAUAAACUAUUUAUAAUAAAUAAACUGGUAGAAGAAUUUAACUACUGAAUUUACAAUUCUUGCACAGCUUUUUAAAUUCUUCUGCUCUUGAUUUUACACACUUUUCUGUUUGCAUUUUAAUCUCUUUUUUUUUUUUUUACGUAUGAUAUGUAAAUUAAUGGCACUUCACAUAUUAAUUAUUAAUAUAUAUUAAUUAUAUAGAGUUUGACUCUCUGCCUAGUUUGCUAAAAUCGUGAUCAUUUUAUUCAAGUGUUCAUGAUGAAUGGUUACAGUAGAAGACUGGCUGAGAAUGCCUUUCUCUGGGGUUUAGCGGCUUCAAGAAACUCUAAAAAACUAUCAACUUGUAUAAAUAAAGGCUCGCUCAUAAAAACUGAUUCUAAAGAAUGGGAACCAUUGCAACUGCAAUAGAAUAUGGAUAGAAGCUGAAUAUGAAUGAUGAAAGUUUUAAUUGAAACUGGGAUACAUUGGUUUUUACUUCUUGGGUCAUCAACAUACUUGAUCAAGUUAAAAAAUAUCUAUGCAUAAUUGCUUUUAUUCUUAUAGGUCUGGAUAAAAUUGAGUUCUUGCAGAGCCAUGAAAAUCGUGAAAUUUACCAGAAGGCAUUUGACAUCAUUGAGCGGUACUUUGGCACAGAAGAGGAAGACAAAGCCCUUGUGCCUCAGCUGGACCAGGCUUCACAGCAAUACCAGUUUACCGGAGACACCAGUACCCCAAUGGGUGGCUUCCAGUUUUGAUACACGGCUAGGCUUAGGUUCUUCCGUCUUGUUGUUUGUUUUUAAUCUCUGUAAGUGUAUUAGAAAUCUAAAAAAAGAACUCGGUACUUUGUAAAUAGUAUUAAAGGUAGCUCUGUGUUCUCCUCAGUGCGUGUUUAUUCAUAUUUUUUUUUUGUUAAAUAUCUAAAUAAAAAAAACGUAUGAUUAUUGUUCAAGUUGGUGUUAGCUAGUUUAAGUUAUGACUAUUUUAAAUAUCGUUUGAUUUUUUUUAAUAUAAAGAGAAUUAUAUAUAUCAGUAUAAAAAUUUAACUAUUCAUGUGAAAAUAGUGAUUUGCAAACACACGGAUAUGUAGCUGUGCUGUAGAGAAUGAGUGUCGUAAGCUUAUACUAAGUGCUUUUUUUUUCUUCUAAAUCAAGGUUUACUGAUGUUUCCUCCGGAUGUGUUAAAUUGUAUUAACACAUUACUGUAAACAUUAAUUUCCUUGCAACUGAAUUUACUAAUUCAUACAAAUGUUUUCUUACAACUAGUUUGAGGUGAUCACUGUAGCAUCAUUGUUUCCAUCAAAAUCACCAAUCUCUUAAGCUCAGCUACUAUCUCUUGUCAAAUAACCAGUCAACAUUUUGCAAAGCCAUCAAAUAAUUUCAGUAGUUUUCCAUCGUGCUAACUUGGUUUACUCAGAACCCAGAUGAGGUGCUGUGGUAGUUCCCAUUGGCAUUUUAUUACCUUUUUGUAUGUUACAGAGAGGUUAUUUAAUUUAUUAGCUGUUUUUAAUUUAAAUACCAAAAGAUCUUAGUUGAUGGCUUUGUCAAUCUUUCAUUUGCAAUAACACACUAUAUUCACUACCAAUGUACAUUGCAACUUGAUAAAUAAAGACAUACAUUAAGGAAGGAAUUUUUGAAGGCAUGAAGGUCUUGUUUGUUGUGGCCUCAAACGUGAGUACACAUGCCUGACAAACUUCCUUGAAGCCAUGAUUGCCUCAUUUGAUCUGUUAGGUCUGGAUCUUUCAUUCAUCCGCCUGCAGUUCUGUGUGUUCACUCUUAAUUUAUCACAGGCGUAAAGCUACCUUCCUAUGUUCAAAUACUAUAUAACCUCAUCUUUGAGAGUUCUGUGAAGGAAAAAAAACAACAAACUUUAUGAAGACUUUUUACACGAUAUAUGCCUUAGUUUUAGUUGAUAUACCGACAGACAAGGUUCAUGAAACUACGUCCACAGUGAUAUAUAUAUAUAUAAAAUAUAUAUAGAAGUUAUGAUCAUGAACACAGUAAAUGUCGAUAAGUUACAUUUGUUUCAAUGAAUGCCGACAGCCAAAGCAAAUCUAGCAGCAUUGUAUAUUCACACAGUCCCAUUAUCUUUGGAAGGAAAAUAGAAAUGCAGGUCUUAUGAUUUACUGCUGCAUUAAACAAAAUUCAUUAUGUUGUUUUGCUUUGUUCUUUUUUUUUUUUUUUAAAGAGAAUAUAUUUUAGCAGACCUUAUUUAUUUUUUUACUACCACCAAUUUUUGGUCACAGCAAGCAUUAAAUACAUAUGUUUUAUUAGUGUCUUGCGAUGUUAAAAUGAAACUUUUAACAGGAAGUACAUCUAUAAUCAGGUAUUUUUUCCCCCACAGAUUUCUCUAAGACUCAAAUAAACCCAUGAUUUCAUGGGGUUUUUUUUAUUGCAACAUACGCCCUGCCAUACUGUGACGAAAACAGUGCUCUUAUUAUAUCAUUUUACUGACCAUUUUGUUAGAAAGAAAAGUAAGGUAAUUUUUAACAGCAUAAUAGAUCGUUUAUAUGAUGACUGCUUGCAGCCUCCACUUUUUAUUCGAAAAAAAAAAGUCUCCGAACCAGUGAUCACCCUACUAGCUAUAAUGGUUGGGUUUCACUGAUCCAGAAAACAAAAGUGAUUGUUGAAUUUAUCCAUCGACACAUACCCGUAUGAUGCACAUGCCUUAGAUAUUUCCGAUCAGAGUAUGGCAGGACAGCACUUUUUCUUCACCCAAACAAAGUCUUUCAUUCACACGCCCAAGUACUUCCAGGGACAAGCCAACUGCAAACAGGUUACAUUGUGUAGCAUUAUAUUAAACAUGCAUUCAGAACUAUGUCAAUAACAUUUUAAUCAUGCCAUAUAUGUCCUUUUUUUAACUUAUGUGUUGUGUUAAAUUUGAACUAUUUAUUUUAUUCAUGUUUGAUCUUAUUUAAAUGGUGAAAAAAAAAUCUGAUUUUUAUUUGAAAGAAAAGAAAGAAAAAAAAGUGACCUAUUUACUUCAGUUUUUUUAAAAUAUAAAAUAAAUGCAAUCUGGCAUGCUUUGAUUUGAUUAAUUCAGCACUAAUGGAUAAACUUCCAGAUGUUCUUAAAAAAAAAAUUAAUGAAUGAUUAAAAAAUAUCUUUCAUUUUUCUCAGGAAAUUGUAUCUUCUUUGUGUGAAAAAUGUUCUAUAUUUUUCCACUUCCACCUCCAGCCACCCCCCUCCCCUUCACCUUCUUCCCACUUUUGUCUCUGGGGGGAUAUUUUAAAAUGGCUUAUGGAAGCACAAGCUUGGCCUUAUAGCACCUCACAGUGGUGCAAAUGUUUUGCAGGAUUGAAAAUGUCCAUUUUUAAACAUUUUAAUCGGAUUGGUCACGAAGUGACUGCUCCCAAAGCGGAAUGUGCU
This is a messenger RNA of Lymnaea stagnalis (great pond snail), 14591 nucleotides long. The record is from the annotation of a GenBank genome assembly. Lineage: Eukaryota; Metazoa; Mollusca; Gastropoda; Lymnaeidae.